Botrytis cinerea B05.10 is the source of this 1752-nucleotide messenger RNA. RefSeq names its product Bcmde1 (gene Bcmde1). Gene Ontology annotation, molecular function: metal ion binding; methylthioribulose 1-phosphate dehydratase activity. The record is from RefSeq and is a predicted model, not a curated record. Gene Ontology annotation, cellular component: cytoplasm. The coding region runs from base 871 to 1620 and encodes 249 amino acids. The transcript is spliced from 3 exons. Lineage: Eukaryota; Fungi; Ascomycota; Leotiomycetes; Helotiales; Sclerotiniaceae.
AUGAAUAAGAAGAUACCAAUUGACAACUAUCUAUCAAUACGUGUUUGCACUGCUAGCACAGCCGAUGUUGAUUUGUCUAAUGAUGGAGAUUGAGCCGAGUUUGGAAAGAAAGACGUCUUAGACUGCGUGUAUAUCUAUCUAAAGCUGUGUUGGACAAUACCUAUCUAAUCAUUCAUCGCGCUGUCCAGUUCUGAUCCCCCAGUGGACAUAUGACAAUCUGAUAGCCAUCAGAUACGUGGUAUGGAUGUCCAACAUCUAACUCGGACAACUCCCGCACACCUACGAUACAUACACCUAUGUAUCUGUCUACAUCCGCUUAUCUAUCAUCUACCUGCGUACGCCCCAGAUCCCAAGUCGGCACUUUAUGUUGACACAACACAAGUCUGGGAGCCAAAAAGAACACACGUGUUCGCCUUCUCAAUAUCAAUGCCGUCUCUUCCUCAACAUUGGAUCCGUCCCCAGCCUCCUCUUCGUCAGCUACAACACUGCCCUUUUCCAUCCUUCCUCCCAUUCCGAGCCUCUGUUCGAUUUCUUUCUAUCGGAUACCUAUCGGGGACAAGUAUCCACAGCCGUCCUAGGCUGAGUGCAGGGUCUGCUUGCCAGUCAAUGCAACGGUAGAAAAACUGAGAAAGAGGGGCAGAGCCAAGGGGAAGCUUACCUAGACACUUCCCCACCGAAAUGCUACUAACCAACAAAUUACAUGGCACAAUUUAAUUUUCUCCAUACGCCAUCGAAGAUUGACAUUUUUAUUUUGAGGCUACCAAUUGAGUAUUUCUAUUUUGCAUUGCUAGACCCUCGGGAUUUCUUUCCAAUUUAUGUAUAUUUCACAUACACGGUAGUACUAUUGCAAAAGAGUUAUACACAGCAAUCAUGACUAGCCAAAACCCAACUCAAGAACCGGAAAAUAAUGAUCAUCUUAUUAUUUCACAAGAUUCCCAACAUCCCGCAAAUCUAAUCCCAGAACUUUGCGCAAAGUUUUGGCAUCUAGGCUGGGUAACAGGUACAGGAGGAGGUGCCAGUAUUCGCAAGGAUGAUCUCGUAUACCUUGCGCCGUCUGGAGUCCAAAAAGAACUCAUGAAACCAGAACACAUUUACGUCCUCGAUAUAACCAAACAACUCGAUCCCAAGCAACGCAUCUACCUCCGCUCACCACCCAAUCUCAAGCCUUCCCAAUGCACCCCCCUGUUCAUGGCUGCAUUCACCAAACGAAACGCAGGUUGUUGCAUCCAUACACAUUCGAAAUGGGCAGUCCUCAUCACCCUGCUCCUAGAAUCCGCACCCAACACCACGAUGUUUGAAAUCAACAAUAUCGAACAGAUCAAGGCAUUUGGAAAAGGCUAUACAAAGUCAGGAAAUUUGGGAUACCAUGAUACGUUGCGCAUCCCAGUGAUUGAAAAUACACCCCAUGAAGAAGAUCUGACAGAGUACCUGGAAGAAGCAAUGGAGAAGUAUCCGGAUACGUAUGCGGUUUUGGUAAGGAGACAUGGGGUUUACGUUUGGGGGGAGUCGGUACACAAGGCGAAGACUCAGUGUGAGAGCUUGGAUUACCUUUUCCAAAUUGCGGUUGACAUGAAGAAAUUGGGUUUGCCAUGGUUGAGUGAUGUUAAACCGAUUGCUUGAAGGACUUCGACAGUUCGAGUUGCCAUUGUUGUUUGGAGAUGAAUUUAUGAUUUACAAGAAUUAAAGAUACCCUUUUCUUACGCCAUGCUUUCCAUGAUGUAAAUGGGGUGAAUAGAAGUGUCACUCGCUUCA